Molecule: messenger RNA, 2625 nt
Organism: Harpegnathos saltator (Jerdon's jumping ant)
Lineage: Eukaryota; Metazoa; Arthropoda; Insecta; Hymenoptera; Formicidae
Gene: kay
Product: transcription factor kayak
Exons: 3
Coding region: 400-1518 (372 amino acids)
Biological process (GO): regulation of transcription by RNA polymerase II
Cellular component (GO): nucleus
Molecular function (GO): DNA-binding transcription factor activity, RNA polymerase II-specific; RNA polymerase II cis-regulatory region sequence-specific DNA binding
Source: RefSeq, a predicted model, not a curated record
CUCAUUGGCACGGCACUGGCACGACUGUCGGCUGCCUCGCAACGAUUGGCUAGCCGGGAAUAGCCCAUGACGUCAGACGCGCUCGCGAGACCUCGACUCUCUCCGUAGUUCGAACGGUUGCCGAACGCGCACGAGGUAUUCCCUCGCGCGGUAUGAGUCAUCGGGCGCAGUUUCACACAGUUUCGAGCAAAGGGAUCUGCGAUUCGUGCGCGCCGCCUUCUAGUUCUACGUACGAUCAUUGUGACCCCCCGGAACAAUCUCUGCACUCGUCUUUGUCUCUCAUCCCUGGCUGUGUCUGGGUUUACCUCGCGGAGGACUAUCGAGCCCGGAGCCAAGACAGGUUAUAACGCGGCUUUUGCUUCGACACACGACCACACGAGACAAACGGAACACGGCAGCAUGAAGCUGGACGUCUCUGAUGUGCUCUACGACAGCUCCAGCGUGUCCAGCGACAGCGGCACGUCGCAGAGCUCCCGUGUCAGCCAUGAUUUUCUCUCCAGCAUCGCGAACCCGGCCAUGCUGUCCAACAACCUGGUAUCUCUGGACGGGUUGCACAGUGGAGUUCCGACCAGGACGACGCCGACGCUGACGCCGACCACGCUCCGCAGCAUCGAACAGACCUUCUUGGAGUUGACGAGCGAAUCAGCGUCGCACAGUCGCGAGGCCGGUUUCGUGCCGCCGCUGGUUGAGCCGUCGCAGCCGACCCCGGCACAAACGCAAAACACUGCGGCGCACCAUCUCCCGCCGACGACCACCCUCAUCGAGAGCCAGCAGACGCAACCGCAGCAGCAGUCGGCUAGACGCAAUAUGGGCGGCAGGAGGCCCAACAGAACGGUCGGGAUGACCCCCGAGGAGGAGGCGAGACGACAGAUCCGGCGCGAGAGGAACAAGAUGGCAGCGGCCAGAUGCCGCAAACGAAGGAUGGAUCACACCAACGCCCUUAUUGAAGAGACCAAGGGCUUGGAAGAGAAGAAGCAGAGCUUACAGGAGGAGAUCAGUAACCUGCAGCAACUGAAGAACGAGCUUGAAUUGCUGCUGGACGCUCAUAGAGCGGUCUGCCGGCUGCGAUCCACGUCCCCGCCGGAUGUGAAACCCGUGAUAAAGCCCGAUCUUCCGGUCGACGAUCAAUUCGCCGAGCCCACGAAGGGCGGCGGCGACGCCAUGGUGGCCGCUGCGAGACCGAACAGACCCAAUUCACUGCCGGUCGGGUUCGACAACAACAACAGACUGAAUUCCCUGUCGCUGUUCGCGGAGCCUAAGGACAGACCGGACACGUUGGCCUUUAAGACGGUAGAGGCGCCGUCCUUCAUGAAGACCUCGAUGGAUGUGACCGGUAUGCCGAUCACCACCCCAACGAGCGGUAUACCGUUCAACUUCGACUCUCUCAUGGAGGGCGGCACCGGUCUCACACCAGUCACGACGCCCUUGAUACCGUCGUGCUCCACGCAACAGAGGAGCAACCUAUCCGCCGUGGACCUUAGCUCGCCGGACGCGAAUCCCAAGCUCGUCAGCUUGUGACGCCACGACGAUGUGGAGCACGGAUCGAACGAGGAGGAUAAUCCCGAAUGAGAACGGGAAUACCAUGACGCGGAAGAAGCUAGAGUUUCUUUUUUUCUCUGAGGGAGGGAAUAACCGAAGUAUUACGCGAGCGCUUUGCAACGAAAACUUUGAUCGCUGUUAAAAGCUCUUUCAUUGCGAUUUUGCUUACUAGCGCGAUCCAUGAUGCAUUUUUUUCUGUAAAAAACUUAGGCCGUUGUUGUCGACGAUGUUUUAGUGUGUGAACAGAUGGGUGGUCUUUUUUAAGCGAGAAAGCAACAGAGUGAAGAUAGUGUCGUUGACGUUGUUUGUUUCUGUGCAACGUGCUAUACGCAUUGAUCUUGAGGUAAAUAAUAAAAGUCGCCGGAAACGAAGGAAAACGAUUUUAUUGUAUUUAGAUUUUAACGAUUUUGUAGAUUCGCGUAUUAACGGCCUCAGUAUUUCGAGCCAUACGUAGACACAAUCACGACACCAACACGCGAAUCUGAAAUUUUUGAAUUGUAAAUCUUGUAUUGUGAGAUCCAUGAACGAAUUGUUCUAUAUCUUGUUGUUCGUUGCAUAUGUAAAAAUCGUAAUAAGAAAGGAGAAAGAGAGAAAUACGUUUAAACGAGAAGGAUAAAGCGCCAACUGUCUGCGCCUUAUAGUAAAAUGAUCGGCAGACUGAUGCAAUAAAUGUCUGCACACAAGUGAUACGAAUAUAUUUAACGUUUAAAGUAACAAAUUAGGAUUAAUGAAAGUAAGAUUUGUCAUUUUUUAAGUGAUGCAACGAAAGAGAUGAAGGAAAUUUUAUACUUAUAAUUCUACAUUUUGAGGAGGAUACGAGCAUCUAGAAGUUAAGACAAAUCAUGUUUAGCUCAAAACUUCUAAGGUACAUUAAGGAACAGUAAGAGCUCUUUGAAUUGCGCGCUUAGAACAUCGAUCAAUACACAUAUUACCCACAAUUACAAAACAGUUCGCAUAAUUCAAAGAAAUAUUUAAGAAUUUUGCAGAUCGCGAAUAAAGAAUAAAGAAAAUUGCACGAACGCAAAUUCUCGUCGUACGAUCUCGCAUGUUGAAGAUAGAAAGAUUAAAUUGUGUGCCUCGCUUUUG